Messenger RNA from Colletotrichum godetiae, 599 nucleotides. RefSeq lists its product as uncharacterized. The transcript has a single exon. The record is from RefSeq and is a predicted model, not a curated record. The coding region runs from base 95 to 502 and encodes 135 amino acids. NCBI's taxonomy places the organism in Eukaryota, Fungi, Ascomycota, Sordariomycetes, Glomerellales, Glomerellaceae.
AGUGUAGACUCUUGAACCAAGGAUGAAGGGUUCCAGAAACGUACCUUGCUCACGAGUAAGGUAGCAUCUCAAGUGCUCCACGAUAAUGUGGUAGAUGAAGAGGGGAAACCUCCUACACAUAACCAGCGCCAUCAUCCUAUGCUGGUGCGGAUGUGCCCUGUCGAAUACAAUGUUAGCGCACAGCUCCAAGAAGAUGAAACUUCAUCAAUGCUGGGUGGGCCGUCUUAUAGCGACCAUCAUCGGGAUGGCAUGGCCCCGCGGCACCUGUGAAAAGAUCUCGAGCCGGAGAAGGGCAAACCUGCAGAUCUCUACGCCCUCUGCAAGCUUCUUGCGCUUCCUUCCAAGUACUCAGAGUAUCAAAGCUCGGAGGCCAGCGAAAUCUUGUAGGGGAGUAUUUGGCGAGGUCUCUGGCACCACCACGAUAGUGCUUAUGGUCGUGACCACUAGGCGUGGAUGUACUCAGUUUGAGGAACUGGGUUCUGAAUCGAUAGUGCAAAGUUAAGCCCCUGUUCUUGCACAUGGUAAAAAUCACCUGUCUCCCGUGUGAGGCAGUAGAUGUUGGGCGAUACGUGCUUGUCAUCUCGGCUAGAUAGGGAAUC